AUGGACAAAUUAAUGAACUGCCUCCGCUUCUUCCUGCUGCCACUUCUUCUUCUGCUUGCACUCAUAUGUUCGUCGCAUCACGGCCAUGUUGCAGCCUCCAAAGCAACCGUCGAAUACCUUCCUGGAUUCCAGGGCCGACUCCCAUUUUACCUCGAGACCGGGUAUAUUGGAGUUGGGGAAGCUGCAGAGCUGUUCUACUACUUUGUGAAGUCAGAAGGGAAUCCUGAAGCUGACCCUCUCCUUCUCUGGCUCACCGGCGGCCCUGGCUGCUCUGCCUUCUCUGCUCUUACCAUGGAAAUUGGUCCCAUCAAGUUCCAAGUACCAGUAGCGGGACACAACGGGAGCUUGCCAAAUCUGAACCUCAACCCAUUUUCCUGGACUAAGUUUUCGAGCAUCAUAUUUCUGGACUUGCCUGUUGGGACUGGAUUCUCUUACACAACAAACCCAUCUCCUGAUGAUCAUCCAAGUGACCAGGUUCAAGUUUCUCAAGCUGCAGAGUUCAUCAGAAAGGGCUACAUACUUGGAAACCCAGCAACAAGUAGUGAAAUUGAUAAGAACGCCCGAAUCCCAUACGCACAUGGAAUGGCACUCAUUUCUGAUGAACUCUACAAGUCACUUCUCAAAAGCUGCAAGGGAGAGUACAUCACAGUUGAACCUACCAACUUGGAAUGUAAGAACAAUCUAAAGGCUUUCUCUGAGUGUGUCUCAGGUAUAAACACACUUAGCAUACUGUAUCCAGAAUGCAAUUUAGAGCCAGCAAAAAUGCCAGUGGAGAUUGCUGCCCUAAGAAGAAGAAUGUUGCAGGACGAUUCUCAGCUGUUAUCGACCGUUGAUCCGCCUAAGCUCGACUGUAACGAUGACACCAAUCUAAUGGUCUACAAACAUUGGGUCAACGACGAACUCGUCCAGAAAGCGCUUCACAUAAGAGAGGGGACGAUAGCGGAGUGGAAGGUUUGUAAUCGUCGGUCGGAUUACGAACAUGAUAUUUCUACCAGUGUAGUGUAUCAUGUCAACCUUUCAAUCAAGGGUUAUCGUUCAUUGAUCUACAGUGGAGAUCACGAUAUGGUAAUACCGUAUAUUGGAACACAAGCCUGGAUUCGAGCUCUCAAUUACUCCAUCGUGGAGGACUGGAGAUCAUGGCACGUGGAAGGUCAAGUUGCAGGGUAA
Messenger RNA from Linum tenue, 1167 nucleotides. The record is from the annotation of a GenBank genome assembly. Lineage: Eukaryota; Viridiplantae; Streptophyta; Magnoliopsida; Malpighiales; Linaceae.